CCUCCCGGGGAGCAAGCAGUGCGAGCGGUUGGUCCCGGGACAGCAGCAGCUGCUGCAGCGGGAGGAGCCGGAGCGGCUCGCUGCUGCAGCGGGAGCCGCCCCGGCUCGGAGCUCUUGCCUGUCCGAGUUGCGGAGAUAACACCUGGCGCCCCUCAAGCAGGGGUGGCUUCGGUAGGACUUCGGCGGCCAGAACGACGCGCCGCCGCGGCUGCCCACACGACUCCUCUCCGCGCCCGGCAUGACUUGCAAGGGUUCAUCGAGCUGGGCACUUUGGGUGGCCCCGUUGGCUACGCUGCUGUCUCUGCAAGGUCUAGUGAGCCCCUUGGAGGUUUUCAUGAAUACCAGGAGUGUUGAAGUUGCUCGGGGUCAGACGGCGAUCCUGCCCUGUACUUUCACCACUAGUGCUGCACUCACUAACCUUAAUGUCAUCUGGAUGGUCACGCCUCUUUCCAAUGCCAACCAACCUGAACAGGUUAUUCUUUACCAGGGUGGUCAGAUUAUUGAUGGUGCAGCCCAGUUUCAUGGGCGAGUGGGGUUUGCAAAAACAAUGCCAACCACCAGUGCCUCCAUCUUCAUCAACAAUACCAAGCUCUCAGAUACGGGAACGUACCAGUGUUUGGUGAAUAAUCUACCAGACCGAGGAGGACGGAAUAUUGGAGUCAUUGGGCUCAAUGUCUUGGUUCCUCCAUCUGCCCCUGACUGCAGAAUUCAGGGUUCUUUGAAUAUUGGUAGUGACAUCACACUGAGUUGUAAUUCAGAAGAAGGCAUCCCUCGGCCAACUUACAAGUGGGAAAGGCUGGAUAAUGCUCCCAAGCUGCCUCCAACAUCCAUCCAAGAUCUAGUUCAGGGUACUCUUCUUCUGCGCAAUAUUAGCUCUUUGUCAUCAGGACGUUACCAAUGUAUGGCAUCCAAUGUCAUUGGAAGCAGCACCUGUUCUCUUGAAGUUCAAGUGAUUACACCUAAUCCUCGGAAUAUUGGUCUGAUUGCCGGAGCUGCAGCAACAGGGGCAGUUGUGCUUAUUGUCUGCAUUGUCUUGGUGGCUGUUACACUCUUUUAUUGGAAAAACAAACACAAGGAGGAAGAGGAGGAGGAGAUUCCCAAUGAGAUAAGGGAGGAUGAUUUGCCACCCAAAUGUUCUUCGUCCACAAAAGCCUUCCACGGUGAUGCUUCCUCAUCUGAAAAUGACACUCUCACCUCCUCCAAUACUUACAACAGCCGAUACUGGAAUGACCCCAAAGCCAACCAUGCUACAGACUCCUUCACUCACCUCAACAAUGAUGCACGGCAGGCCUUCUCUCGUUCUGGAAGCACCAAUGCCCGUUCUAUAUAUGCUAAUGGAGGCCACCCAGCACCUCCUCCACCGAAGACAUUGGUAGUGACAACCAAUACAGCUCCAUCUCCACAGGAGAUGGCCAGGAGUAAUGGAUCUGUGAGUCGGAAGCCACGGCCCCAACACACAUGGUCCUACGCCGUAAGCCAAGCGACGCUGGAGAGGAUAGGUGCUGUGCCUGUAAUGGUACCAGCACAGAGCCGAGCGGGUUCUUUGGUGUAAAAAAAGGGUUGUGGGUUCUGCGAAUUUGUUACAGUAAGUGGGAGUGAAGAUGGGCCCAAUAAGAGACUCUCCUCUUCCUCCCUCAGAUGGUGGGGAAGAUCUGUGUUCUUCCCUUACCCCAGUCAACUGAACCCAACUGAUGUGAUGAUCCCUCCUUUAUUACCCCACCCUCAUGAUCUCAGGGGCUCCUCAGCUAUGGCUGUAUGUGCCAAGAUCAAAAGGAGGCCAUUUCAGGCAUCAAGGGAAGGAGACCAUACUUGCUUUCUAAGCUCUGCUAUACGACAUUUCUAUUAUGGAAUUUAUGAAGUCCAGAGGUCAGUAGAGCAGCUCAGCUGCCCUGGGGUUAGCCCAUUGCUGCUUGGCUCGAAACAGAUGAUGUUGAGGAGGAACUGGUGACAUUCUGCCUGUGACUACUGAUCUCAAAGUAAAAAAGCAGAGGGGAAAAAAAUAAGCUGGGGCAAAAGAAGUGGGAGGGAGGGCAAUUGACUUGAGAGUUAUAUUUUAUUUAAUUAGUUUUCAGGAGUUCUUUAUUUCUAUCUUCCUCCCUUCUCCUGCUUCCUGUCAUUCUCCAAAUUGAAUUUUUCUCUCCCCUUGCACUAGUUUUCUGGAUGCUUCUCACAUCCCUUGCCACUUCCAUGGCAACUCUGGUCAUUUUGGCCUUGUUCCCUGAAGGGCUGCUUGGCAUCUGAUUGGCCUGCUGCUGCUGUUGUUGCUGUUGUUUGGCUGUUGUUGAAAGGAGGGAUUUGGGGAGGGCAUGGUGUGGGGUUGAAAGCUAAAGCCUCCGUUGCUUAACCGAACUGGCUGUGUAUUUUCUAGGAUGUGUGGCUGGCAUUUCUCAAAAGAGCUAGAUUUCCAAAGCUUUCGGCAUCUGCAUGGCAUGUCCCCAUAUAUGGCUGUGUGGGGCUGGCCUGCAUGGUCAGGUUGAUAAGUUUGACCAUUCACACAUUCAAAGCAUUCAUUUUAGCCCUUCCUCUACAGGAUAUCUUGGACUUAUUAUAUUAGGGAGGGAAGGAAAAAAGGAAUAGAGGGAGGAAUAAAGCAAGAAAUCUAAGAGCAGCAGAAAGAUGGAUUGUGGCUACAUUGCCCCUCCUUUCUCUUUUGUUGACGUGUGGUCUGCUCUAAAUAGUAGCCCCAUGGUGACAUUUGUCACUCUUGUAAUUUCAUUAGCCUUAAUUGACUAACAACAACGGAGAAUUCGGAAGGAAAGAAAGUCUUCCAUGUUUCACACGGAGCUUGGGAUCAGGUGGGAAGGGAAUACAUUUCUGAAUACCUCGAGGAGGCACAGCCAGGGACGCAUCUCUUGAGUCCCGCUGUCCGCACCUGCCUCAUUGAUCACUGACACACUGGUCUUAAAUAAACUUCCUUUGGGAGUUCCUAACAGGAUUUCCUUCUCUGCACUGACAAAAUAUAUCCUUCUGAUCAAAGCCUGGAAUUAGGUAGGCCUUCUUCCACUGGCUCCCUUCCAAACUGCACUGGAAAUGAGGUUCCUAGAGAAUCUCAACUGCUCUUUCACCUCCCAUUCUGCUUCAACUCUAAUUUCACUUCCCCCCACCCCCUUUCCAAAUGGGCGUUAAGGCCAUUAGGGAGAGCUCUCUGCAUAGGCCAUAUAUACCAUCUAUAAGAUGCCAUCACGAAGAGAGUCCUCUAGGUUGAAUUAGGUUUAAAGCUUAGCCGUGCCUUUUUUUGCUUGUUUUUUUUAAAAAAACACCUCUCCUUCCCACUUACUUUCCUUCUCCUCCACCCACUCCAAAAUACUGCUAAUGGACUUGCCUCCGUCAGCCUCAGAGCACACCAGGAAGACAGAUGGCUGCUGUACUUAUACAUGUUUCCUAGGGAGCAGUAUCUCUCCUCCCCUAUUCACUGCCGGUUUCUCCUUUUUUAUUAUUUGGAAGUUGCGUGAUGGCAUUGCUGGAGUGGGGAUAGCUUAGAAGAAAGAAGAAUGGCUUUUUUUUUUAAGGUAGUGCGCAACACCCCCCCCCUUUCCCCCUAAACACGGUUUCUCCCUCUCCGCUUUUCUAACAACGGGAAACACAAGAGGCAUUUUCAAGAGAUGCUGCUUACAGCAGCCUAUAACUAGUGCUCAGAAAGCUCUUCCUGGUUCUACUGUUCACUCUCCUCUUUCUUUCUUCUUUCUAAUUGUCUAAAAAACAAU
Molecule: messenger RNA, 3704 nt
Organism: Thamnophis sirtalis
Lineage: Eukaryota; Metazoa; Chordata; Lepidosauria; Squamata; Natricidae
Gene: IGSF11
Product: immunoglobulin superfamily member 11
Cellular component (GO): cell-cell junction
Source: RefSeq, a predicted model, not a curated record